GAAGGUCACUCUAGAAAGUUCACCUGCAGAAGCUGAAGUAGAGCGGCGUUCAAUUUUGGCUACGAAUCUCUUCAAAGGAGAGGGCUUCAGUGAGGAAGAUCUUGCUUGACACAUGUUUAAGCAAGAAUUUAGAAAUCUGCAGAGCCACCUCACACUUUUUCCCCUGAAGCUAAAGUCGUUAUCUUAUAAACUGCAGGGAGCUUACUUGCUUGGUACAGCUGUAAAACAUGAAUCCAAAUGAAUCUGCAAAGUCUCAUGCCAAACCCGAUAUCAUUCUGACUGGGACUGCAAAAACAUGUCCAAUUGGACCGCCACUUGGUUUGGUUGACAUAGGCAGUAGUGAUAAUGCAUAUAUUUUUCGUGUUGCGCUUCCUGGUGUAAGGCAUAAAUGUAAUAUCCAAUUUGACAUACAGAGAGAAGGGAGAGUCCGGAUAGAAGGUGUGAUUACAGAGAGUGAGGCUUUGAAAAACUCACUCAAGGGUUAUGAGAUGAAAGUUCAGCAGCUUCCUUCCCCUGGGCCUUUUACCAUAUCGUUCAAUUUGCCAGGACCUGUUGAUCCCAGAUUAUGUUCCCCGCAGUUUAGAACCGAUGGCAUUUUGGAAGUCAUUGUGAUGAAAUAUCAGAUACCUUUGGUUUCAGCAGAAGGUUUGCCUGAGAAUUGGUACAAUGGCUCUUUCCCAGCUCCUUGAAUUCUAUUUGGUCCACAAUCCCUAUGACACAUGAGAAUCCUACUUACUCUACAACUCUUGUAUUGAAUAUAACAUGGCAUCAGCAACGACUUCUCAACUUCUAGGUAGCCAUACCUGUACACCAAGGGAUUUUGCAUUAUAUGUUCCAUUUUGGCAAUGUUGACUUGUUUUUUGAAUCAACUGUACUUUAUGGCAAAAAAAAAAAAAACUUGGGAGCAUUGACAGCUUUUCCAUCUUUAUUAUGGUCUAUGUUUUCUGUCUUUUCAUCAACUUAUUGUGAGUCCCCUAUUUGCCUGAGUACUGGGAAAACCAUGACUGUAAGUCUGUUGAUGUCUCGAGCAAAGUAUACUUUGUUUUUUCAUUA
This is a messenger RNA of Solanum lycopersicum (tomato), 1053 nucleotides long. Its product is annotated as increased DNA methylation 3. Lineage: Eukaryota; Viridiplantae; Streptophyta; Magnoliopsida; Solanales; Solanaceae. The record is from RefSeq and is a predicted model, not a curated record. Gene Ontology annotation, cellular component: nucleus.